AUGGCUGAAUCACCCCAUCCAAGCUAUUCUAUGCUCAAUUCUCCGACUAGCCAACCCCAGACUUCCAUCUGCCCCUUGACCCCCCCUCCGUCAAAGACAUGUAGCCGAGAACCGACCAGCCAAGCCAAAUCAGAGAAGACAGGCGUGCUCGUGCGCACCAACAAACCCGAUGUCUACACAUCUGGCUGGCGUAACUACCAGAGCACGCAAAAUGACCCCUGCACCUCACCACCGUGA
Molecule: messenger RNA, 237 nt
Organism: Penicillium malachiteum
Lineage: Eukaryota; Fungi; Ascomycota; Eurotiomycetes; Eurotiales; Aspergillaceae
Exons: 2
Coding region: 1-237 (78 amino acids)
Source: RefSeq, a predicted model, not a curated record